GCGCCGCGUGAAUCACGGACAGUUUGGACGCGACGAAGCCGCCGUGUUAUCGCGAGAUUCCAACCGUCGUCGUUAUUUCAAAGAUGGCGGCAGAAGCGGGUUCUGUUCCCGAGAGAGACACGGCGGAAGGGGAUGCAUCAUUUGGAGAUCUGACCACAAACAUGGAGACGGAGUCGUCCAGUGGAAAAGAGACUAUGGACACGGCGGGUGACAGUUCGGAGGCGGCGGACGCUCAGACAGGAUCUGGAGACGAUGAGAACGGUCGUCAGCUGGGGGAAGUGGAGCUGCAGUGUGCUUUGUGCAUGAAGUGGUUUACAGCGGACACGUUUAGCAUCGAUACGGCAACCUGCCUGCCGUUCAUGACCAAUUAUGUGUUUCACUGCAAUGUGUGUCACCACAGCGGAAACACGUACUUUUUGAGGAAACAAGCAAAUCUGAAGGAGAUGUGUCUCACUGCUUUGGCAAACCUGACGUGGAGGUCCAGAACUCAGGAGGAGCAUCCCAAGACAAUGUUCUCUAAAGAUAAGGACAUCAUACCUUUCAUUGACAAAUACUGGGAAUGCAUGACGACCCGUCAGAGGCCUGGUAAACUCACAUGGCCUAAUAAUAUCGUCAAGACUAUGAGUAAAGAGCGUGAUGUUUUCCUGGUGAAAGAACAUCCGGACCCCGGAAGUAAAGACUCGGAAGAGGACUAUCCCAAGUUUGGUUUGCUUGAUCAGGAUCUGGCCAAUAUCGGGCCGUCGUAUGACAACCAGAAGCAGAUGACGGCCGUCACGGGCGCUGCAGGGUUAAACGCUGUGCGUUGUAUUCCAGGUGGAUCGACUUUUUCAGGUGGGCUUCCUCCGGCUGCUACCGGUAAAGGACGGGGAGCCAAACGCAAACAGCAGCAGCAGCAGGACGGAGCCGCGGCUGGAGCGGCCAAGAGAACACGCAGUGACCCGCUGUUCUCAGCCCAGCGUCUGCCUCCUCAUGGUUAUCCUCUCGAACACCCCUUUAACAAAGAUGGUUACCGCUACAUCCUAGCUGAGCCGGAUCCCCACGCUCCCGACCCAGAGAAACUGGAGCUGGACUGCUGGGCCGGGAAGCCCAUCCCCGGAGACCUGUACCGCGCCUGUCUGUACGAGAGGGUGCUUCUGGCGCUGCAUGACAGAGCUCCGCAGCUCAAGAUUUCGGACGACCGUUUGACUGUGACCGGAGAGAAGGGCUACUCGAUGGUGCGCGCGUCUCAUGGGGUCAGAAAGGGCGCGUGGUAUUUUGAGGUCACCGUGGACGAGAUGCCGCCGGACACCGCUGCCCGACUGGGCUGGUCACAGCCUUUAGGAAACCUACAAGCUCCUCUGGGCUACGAUAAGUUCAGCUACUCGUGGCGCAGUAAGAAAGGAACGCGCUUCCAUCAGUCCAUGGGGAAGCAUUACUCCGACAGCUACGGGCAGGGAGACGUCUUGGGCUUCUUCAUCGAGCUUCCGGACGAGACGGAGACCGCCAAGGCUCUGCCUGACACCUACAAGGACAAAGCGCUGAUCAAAUUCAAAAGCUACCUGUACUUUGAAGAGAAAGAUUACGUGGACAAGGCCGAGAAGAGUUUAAAGCCCACCGGUUCCAGCCGAAUGAUCUUUUUUAAGAACGGCGUGAAUCAAGGUGUGGCGUAUGAGGAUCUGUUCGAGGGCAUGUACUACCCGGCCAUCUCCCUCUAUAAGAGCUGCACGGUGUCUGUUAACUUUGGACCUCACUUCAAACACCCACCAAAAGACAUCAAGUUUCAGCCAAUGAGCGACAUGGGUUGGGGUGCUGUGAUUGAACACACGCUGGCUGACAUGCUGUAUCACGUGGAGACCGACGUAGACGGCCGACGGAGCCCUCCCUGGGAGGGUUAAACAUUCGCAACAGCGCACACUAUUUUUUUUUUUUUUUUUUUUUUUUUUGUUAUACAUCAACGAAUCGUUUGGUGAUUUGAUUGCGUUCUGAGCAUUCAGAAUGUUUUUCCCACAAGUCAGCUUGCAUAUUUUGGUUUUUAUUUCACGAAACCACAACAGAUUGCGAUGCUGAUAGAUGGAUCUGUAUUAAUAGUAACGUAUUACGUUUCCUCAUACUGCAGGUUUAAGUGUCACUCAUACGAUUUAAUUUCCUUCAUACGGCAAACUUUUUUUUUCCCCCUGACUGUAGGUUAACCCGUUGAAGUCUGAUGUUCAGAUGCGUGUGUGUUGUGGUGUGUGUGUGUGUGUGUGUUUAAGUGUUCUCCGAUGCCAUGGGUCUCCGUUCAUGGUUUUUAUCAGUUGUUUAUUUGCUAUUUGGUUUGUAGUAAUUCCGAUAGAUGUAAAAUAUGAUAUUUUUGUUUUGUAAACCAUGUUUUAUACACAAACUUGUUUUAAUAAAGUAAUCUA
Messenger RNA from Puntigrus tetrazona (Sumatra barb), 2381 nucleotides. RefSeq names its product ash2 like, histone lysine methyltransferase complex subunit (gene ash2l). Bases 84 to 1874 code for a protein of 596 amino acids. Lineage: Eukaryota; Metazoa; Chordata; Actinopteri; Cypriniformes; Cyprinidae. Gene Ontology annotation, cellular component: Set1C/COMPASS complex. Gene Ontology annotation, molecular function: transcription cis-regulatory region binding; protein binding. The transcript has 17 exons. The record is from RefSeq and is a predicted model, not a curated record.